Nasonia vitripennis (jewel wasp) is the source of this 2213-nucleotide messenger RNA. RefSeq names its product guanine nucleotide-binding protein-like 1 (gene Ns4). The record is from RefSeq and is a predicted model, not a curated record. NCBI's taxonomy places the organism in Eukaryota, Metazoa, Arthropoda, Insecta, Hymenoptera, Pteromalidae. Gene Ontology annotation, molecular function: GTP binding; GTPase activity. The transcript is spliced from 6 exons. Bases 398 to 2134 code for a protein of 578 amino acids.
ACAAAUGACAAUUUAUAAGUGUUUUUGUCUUGUCAUCGUCGUUGAAACAGGUAAACCCGUUGAGACUCAAAAUUUUGAUAUAGCGAGCGUGAACAGAAUUAUUUACAGAAUAAUAAGGAUCUUUAAAUUGAUAUAUUUACCAAAUUCUUUGAUUAAUUCAGUAAAAACGCCGGGAUCACUCUCUAUCAAACACCAAUUCCCAGCCAUGUCCGCCAUCUUUCUGAUUUUCUGUUUAUAAGAUUAGAGGUUAGGGCUUAGGCGUACGAUACGAUUUUGCACGUAAAUGUGCGUCUCCAACGCGCGCGCUUGCGUAUUGCAUCGAGGCAUUAUGGAAAUCGGCCCAGAUGCCGUCAGCUGUUUUAUGCGCAACGUAGUAAGACGUAAGUGAAUUGUCAAGAUGCCACAGGGAAGGAGGAAAACUCCGUUUAGCGGAAAAGCCAAGAAACAGCAGAUGCAAGCUAAAAAACAACGAAAAACUCGGGUUUUGCUCACUGGUAAUUACAGUAAAGAGGAAGAAGCGGAUCAGGAAGCUGCAGACUUUGGGCGUGGUAUUAAAAAAAUCAACAAACAGCCAAGAGAUAACACUGGUAAAAAUAGGUAUGCCUUACAGUUCUUUCAAGAAACCAAAGAAGAAUUGCAAAAAAGAAAAGAAGAUGCGAGAAAAGCAUUGGAGCAAUGCACAAUAGAACAACAAGAAGUUUCUGAUGAUUAUUUUCCUACUGGUCUAGAUAUGCCGAAGAGGCCAGCCUGGGAUUUUAGCAUGAGCAAGGAAGAACUUGAGGCUCGAGAGCAGAGAUAUUUUACUUCUUACUUGAAGAAUAUUGAAAGUCUGGCAAAUAUCAGCUACUUUGAGCUUAAUCUUGAAACUUGGCGGCAGCUAUGGAGAGUAAUUGAAAUGUCUGAUAUACUGUUGAUUAUUGUUGAUAUUAGAUAUCCUGUUAUGAUGUUCCCACCGUAUUUGUACAACUAUGUCACUAAUGAUUUGGGCAAAGAAAUGAUUUUGAUUUUAAACAAAGUUGAUUUGGCACCUGCAGCACUGGUUGUUGCAUGGCAAGAGUAUUUUAAGACUAAAUACCCUAAACUUCACAUUUUGGUCUUCACAUCUUUUCCAGUUUACAAUCUAAGACAGAACUACAGCGAAGAAGGAGAAGGUUUGAAGUCGAGAAGGAGGAAGGGUAAAUUGAAGAUGGCUGCAGAAGGAGCCCAAAAGAUCAUGGAAACUUGCAAGGAAAUUGUAGGUGAUAAAGUAGAUUUAACUUCUUGGCAUGAGAAGAUUCAGGAAGAAAUGCAUUUAGAAUAUGAUCUCGAUGACUUGGAGAGAAAAGAUAAUGUUGUCAUAGAGAAGAAAGACACUAGUUAUUUCGCGCAUGAGAAAUACAAAAGCGGAGUUUUGACGGUUGGUUGUGUUGGGACCCCGAACGUUGGAAAGUCAUCAUUAAUUAAUGCCUUGAUGGGCAAGAAGGUUGUGAGUGUGUCUCGAACUCCUGGCCACACCAAGCAUUUCCAAACCAUCUAUCUCACAAAGAACGUGUGCCUGUGUGACUGUCCCGGUUUAGUCUUUCCAUCAACUGUACCUAAGCAGUUCCAAAUUCUGAUGGGAUCAUUCCCCAUUGCUCAAGUCAGAGAGCCAUACACAACGAUCAAAUUCAUGGCAGAGAGAGUUGAUCUGCCCAAAUUGUUGAAACUCCAGCACCAGGACAACGACGAUACCUGGUCAGCAAUGGACAUCUGUGAUAGUUGGGCUGCCAAAAGGAAUUAUCACACUGCAAAGGCAGCUAGACUGGACACUUACAGAGCUGCUAACUCAUUGUUGAGAAUGGCUUUGGAAGGAAAGAUUUGCGUUUACGCCUAUCCUCCUAACUGGUCCAAAGAGAAGGAGCGCUGGGAAUCUCAUCCCGACAUUGACACCGUCAAGUGGAUCCAGGCGAGAAGUCGUACCGACGAGGAUACUUACAAGUACUCUGAAAGAAACGACUCAUCGUCUGACACUGAGGAGGACGAUGUGGAAACAAACGACGAGCACGAGACCUCCGAGAAGGACAGAUCCGAGGAUUCCGAGGAAGACUCGUCUGAACACGAAUCUCAGAUAUCCUCCGUGUCUAACAAAUUCGGAGUCCUGUUGGCCGACGCGUAAAUCGUAUAUUCUCAUACACACUUUUGAAGUAUGCGAUAAAUUAUUCUAUUUUAAAUAAAACUAUAUAAAUUUUACAAAA